AUGAAGCUAAGCAAGAACCAACUAAGGCGAGCGAAGAAGAAGGCUCAAAAAAAUGAUACUACACAUGAAAAUCAAGACUCACUUGCUACUGGAGCUCAGCCGGAAGAGAAAUCAUCAGCAGUGAGCAUUGAUGAUAGCAGUACCUUGCGCGAGUCAACAUUAUCGCCCGAUCUUGGUGAUCCUUUGUGGCAGAUUUAUCAAGGUAUCGCCCAUAGGUUUGACGAAGCCGAAAGCGACACAUUGCCUGCCAAGGAACACGAAAAACCUGAGGUAUAUUUCGAUGAUGACAAUGAGAUACCGGACGAAGAUGAGGGCGAGCCAAAGUUGUCAAAGAGGAAGCGCAAAGAAAUGAAUAAGCUCUCAGUAGCUGAGUUAAAGGCAAUGGUUCGAAAACCAGAGAUAGUCGAAUGGACAGAUACAUCAGCUCCCGACCCCCGCCUUCUCGUUCACAUAAAGGCUCAUCGGAAUGUCGUUCCCGUGCCUUCUCACUGGUCCUUGAAACGCGAAUAUCUUUCAUCAAAAAGGGGAGUUGAGAAGCCGCCAUUUUCGCUGCCCAAGUUCAUUCAGGAGACAGGAAUUUCAGAGAUGCGCGACGCCGCUUUAGAAAAACAAGAACAAUCGACUCUGAAGCAAAAAACAAGGGAAAGAGUACAGCCCAAGAUUGGAAGGUUGGAUAUCGAUUAUCAAAAGUUAUAUGAAGCUUUCUUCCGAUUUCAGACAAAGCCCGAACUCACUCGCUAUGGUGAAGUCUACUAUGAAGGCAAAGAAUACGAAACAAACCUUAGACACUUGCGCCCAGGUGAACUGAGUCAGGAAUUGAAAGAGGCACUCAACAUGCCACCAGGUGCCCCGCCCCCCUGGUUAAUCAACCAACAGCGAUAUGGACCACCGCCAUCAUAUCCUGCCCUCAAAAUUCCAGGCCUUAAUGCUCCACCACCUCCUGGCGCUAUGUGGGGUUACCACCCUGGAGGAUAUGGAAAACCCCCAGUCGAUGAGCAUAACAGGCCUCUUUAUGGUGGCGACAUAUUUGGUGUUCUUCAACCCCAGCAAAAUAUGCAGCAAGGUGAACCUGUCGAGAGAGAAUUGUGGGGCGAACUACAGGCACCAGAAGAAUCAGACGAGGCGAGCGAAGAUGAAGAACAGGAAGACGAUGACGACGAAGAAGAAAGUGAGGACGAGACUGCAGAACAGCUCAUGGAUACCGGAUUACAAACACCUAGUGGACUUGAAACACCGGGCGGUGUGGCCUCAGUUGUCCCAUCCGAGUUUUCAGGAACCGAGAAUGCAACUGGUGAGUUUGACGUGCGUAAACAUCACCGUGGAACGCGAACAGAAGAAUCUACGCAACCGAGAAGUGCUUUCCAGGUUAUUCCAGAGAGACAAACUCACGUACAGGGAUUUUUUGGGGGCGACAAAGUAUACAACUUGAACGUCGCCUCGGAUGAUCUUCCUGUGCUUGGAGCUGAGGAACAUAACCGGAAGCGUAAGAAACCUGGUGACGUCGAUGUGUCCAUGGAUCCAGAUUCACUGCAGGCCAGUGAUGGAAUAAGCAGAGAAGACCUGCAGAGUUUAUACGAAUCCCAGAGACAGCAAGGGCAUCACCCUGGUUGGGAAUUCCAAGAGGAUCUAAGUGACAUGAUUGCGCAGGAAAGUCGGAAAAGGCUUAGGAAAGAGGAGGAAAGACGAGUCAAGCACUGA
Messenger RNA from Aspergillus ruber CBS 135680, 1698 nucleotides. Its product is annotated as U2 snRNP complex subunit CUS1. The record is from RefSeq and is a predicted model, not a curated record. Gene Ontology annotation, cellular component: nucleus; catalytic step 2 spliceosome; U2 snRNP. Gene Ontology annotation, biological process: mRNA splicing, via spliceosome. The coding region runs from base 1 to 1698 and encodes 565 amino acids. NCBI's taxonomy places the organism in Eukaryota, Fungi, Ascomycota, Eurotiomycetes, Eurotiales, Aspergillaceae. The transcript is spliced from 2 exons.